This is a messenger RNA of Ipomoea triloba (trilobed morning glory), 1088 nucleotides long. RefSeq names its product (+)-neomenthol dehydrogenase-like. The record is from RefSeq and is a predicted model, not a curated record. Bases 24 to 917 code for a protein of 297 amino acids. Gene Ontology annotation, molecular function: oxidoreductase activity, acting on the CH-OH group of donors, NAD or NADP as acceptor. Gene Ontology annotation, cellular component: membrane. The transcript has 5 exons. NCBI's taxonomy places the organism in Eukaryota, Viridiplantae, Streptophyta, Magnoliopsida, Solanales, Convolvulaceae.
UAUUGAUUAUUAUAGGGGCAUCAAUGGCAGGAGCAAUCAACCCUACUGAUGCAUCAAAAAGGUAUGCAGUUGUUACAGGAGGAAACAAGGGGAUUGGGUUUGAAAUUUGCAGGCAGUUAGCUUGUGAUGGAGUCACGGUGAUUUUGACUGCAAGAAACGAACAAAAGGGGGCUGAAGCUGUGGAGAAACUCAGAGGUCUUGGGCUAUCUGAUAAUGUGCUCUUUCACCGCCUCGAUGUUACUGAUGCCUCCACUAUCUCUUCCCUUGUUAAUUUCGUGAACACCAACUUUGGGAGACUUGAUAUUUUGGUGAAUAAUGCUGGAAUUAUUGGACUUGUUGCGAAUGAAAGCGCUCUAAGAGCUUCAUUGGGACGUCUACUCAAUUUGAUGGGUGCUGUUUCUCAGAAUUAUGAGUUGAGUGCUGAAUGUAUUGAGAUAAAUUACUAUGGCUCAAAGAGAAUGACUGAGGCAUUUUUACCCCUCCUCCAACAAUCUAAAUCUCCAAGAAUAGUAAAUGUCACCUCUGGUUGGUCAAAAUUGGAGAAUAUACGUAAUAAGUGGGCCAAAGGAGUAUUGAACAACGUGGAAAGUCCAGCUGAAAAGGUGGAUGAAGUGGUGAAUAAAUUCCUAGAGGAUUUCAAAAAUGGUUCCUUAAAAGAAAAUGGAUGGCCUGCACACAUGUCAGCCUAUUUUGUCUCAAAGGCAGCCAUGAAUGCUUAUGCAAGAAUCACAGCACACAAGUACCCUUCCUUGCAGGUCAAUUGUGUGAACCCUGGCAAUGCUAAGACAGACCUAAAUUACAACACCGGAAAGAUUACGGCAAAAGAAGGAGCUCAGAAUAUUGUGAGAGUGGCUUUGCAACCUGAAGAUGGACCUUCCGGCGUAUUCUUUGAUUGCAAAAAAAUUGUAGCAUUUUAAUAAGACUUGGUUUCUCAAUUAUUGUGUUUUUUUUUUAAUUUUAAAGUUUUAAUAAAUAUCAAUAAAACGAAGAGAAACCAUCAUAAUAUGGCUAAUUUAUGUAUGUAUUUCUACAUUUAUGGCAUUACUAGCACAUAUUUGUGUGGAAUGUAUGCAGAAAUGGUUAUCCAA